AUGGAUGAACUCUUAUUCCAUUUAGUAAGAAGACGGGAUGAGAGAAUUUACGAAUUUUUGGAAAGGGAGAAAAAUCUAAUAAAUUGUAGGGAUAAGAAUGGAAAUACCUUGCUUCACUGGGCUGUCUUUUUAAAUGAUUCAUACUUAACGUGUUACUUACUAGAGAAUGGCGCUGACGUGAAUGCAGAAUCGGGAAAUAAACAGACGCCCCUAUUUUGGGCAGUGUCAGGAAAUAACAUAUUUAUGAUUCACGUGUUAAGAAGAUAUGGAUGUAACAUAUUCCAAGUGGAUGAUAAAGGAUAUAACUGCUUAACGAUAAGCAUACAGUACAAUUAUACUUUAUCUUUCCUAUAUUUAAUUCAUCUGAAGUUACCACUAAUGCAUAGAGAUUUUAACGAUUGUACUGUUCUGGAUUGGGCAGCAUACAAUAAUAACAUAUUUUUCCUUCGUCUUUUCUCGAAAUUUUCACAAAAAUUAUAUACAAUGCAUUUGAAAAAACCUGCCUCCAUUUUGCACAAGGCUAUUAUUGGAAAUGCUUACGAUGCGGUUGUCUUCUUAGUUCUACAUGGACAUCAGAAUGUGUAUGACAUCUCAACGGAUGAGAAGAAAAGCGUACUUCAGUUUGUUGAAGAAAACAAGGACAAGGUGGAUGCCAGAAUAUACCACUUUAUUACAUCUAAGAAGACACAAGAUUUGUGCAAAAGUAGGAGUAAAAAAAGAAAUCAAGACUUGUAUGAGCCCAAUGGGAUGAUCGGUGCAUAUCCGAUUGAAAGAAGGAAAAAGCUGCACACGAUGCGUAAGAUUCACUACACGUACUCCAACAAUAGAGCUCUUCUAUUAUACCCUGGAAUGAUUAUUCUUUCACAUCUUUAUUUAACAUGUGUAUACUUCUUUUAUACCAGAGGAACAUUCCAAAAGGAGAGUCUCAUAUUGGACAUGGUUUACCCACUAAUAUUUAUUCUUUACUACAUGGUCAUUUCGAGUGAUCCUGGUUACUUGGAAGAUUCAAAAAAUUGCCUGAACAGUCAGGUGGGAGGGGACAACCAAAUUGGCAAAGUGGGAGAUGCUGACAUGACACACCAAUUGGUGAACAAGCAGAAGGCACCUUCUCACGAAAUUGGAAACACAAUGGAGAGCGAAUGGCCAAAUGCCACUUUCUUAAAAGUGAUCCAAAACAUAGAGGAGGAGAUAACAAGAUAUGAAGAAAAGAACAAGGUUCGUCCAUUUUGUGAAAAUAUAAAAUGUAAAAACAUUAUGGAAUUAAAAAAGAGCUUGAACAUAAGGUUAGAUGAUGCAUGUGGAUUUGAAAUUAGCUCAUUUGAUAUAAAAAAGUUAUGCCCAAGCUGUUUUCUUCUGAAGAAUUUAAGAAGUAAACACUGUCGUUUCUGUGACAAGUGUAUUGAUCUGUAUGAUCACCACUGUGUAUUUACAUUAAACUGCAUGAGUGUGGACAAUGCAAAAAUAUUUCUACUAUGGAUACUAACAAAUCUUUUAUUUCACUCUACGGAGAUAUAUAUUCACAUUUCUAAGAUAAUAAGAAGUUUUGGUUUCUUUUAUACUACCAAUUUGUUUCGCUUAUUUUCUCUCUCGAUAAUUGUCAUAAGCAUAUUGCAUAUAUGGUUUAUGGGAUCCAUCUUCCUCAGAUCAGUCCUCAAUAUAAUUGAAAAUAUAACAUCCAAUGAAAAGUUUAAAAUGUACUCUGCAAACAUUUUUAUUUCCUACGAGUUAAAGAUAGACAAAAAUAAUGAACCAAUUGUGAUUCGUAAGUUCAAAAAUCCAUUUGAUCAAGGUGCCUUCAUCAAUUUAAUCCAUUUUUUUACAAAAUCUAAGAAAAAUUUAAUUAAAAUGAAACCACAGUUUAUUCACAUGGAUCAAUCUAUUGACAGUGCUCCUGUACGCAAUUUUGUGGAAAAAUUGAAUGAUGAAUUGUCUCGAUUUUACGCAUCUCGCUAA
Plasmodium gonderi is the source of this 1953-nucleotide messenger RNA. Its product is annotated as palmitoyltransferase. Gene Ontology annotation, molecular function: palmitoyltransferase activity; protein binding. The transcript is spliced from 6 exons. Gene Ontology annotation, cellular component: Golgi membrane. The record is from RefSeq and is a predicted model, not a curated record. Gene Ontology annotation, biological process: protein palmitoylation. NCBI's taxonomy places the organism in Eukaryota, Apicomplexa, Aconoidasida, Haemosporida, Plasmodiidae. Bases 1 to 1953 code for a protein of 650 amino acids.